AUGGAUCAGCGGGCGGGGCAGAAGGAGGCGCACAGCUCCGAGGAUUCGUCGGAUAAUCGGCGCAAAGACGACGUCGACGCGGCGGCGGAGGGGCCGGGCAUGAACAACCACGGAGAGUCCAUGGAUCAUCAGCGCGACGACGGGUACGAAGAAGCGGAGGAGGAGACCGCGGGUGUGCUCAAGGAGGUCGAGGUGGUGGUGGUCGGCGGCUCUGAAGAAGCCUCGGCGCCGCCGCUCCUCGCGCACCCAUGGAGGUGCUCGCUGCUCCAGCUCCUGCUCCGCGCCUGCGCCGGCUGCCUGGGCCUGCGCGGCUACUGCAGCGACGACGACGACCCGAAGCCGGCUGCCGCCACCGGUACCGACGUCGUUGCUGCGCCUGGAGCGGCGGCGGCUGCCGCGGAGUCGCCGCAGGAAGGAGAUCAUCAGGGCAACGGCGACAAGGCGGCUAGCGAGGUGGUCACUCAGGUGUGGGCAGUGAGGAGGAGGCCGUCGCCGCCCGGCCGUCUGAUAGAAGGUUCCGGUGGCAAUGGAGGGAGCCACCACUAG
This is a messenger RNA of Miscanthus lutarioriparius, 546 nucleotides long. Lineage: Eukaryota; Viridiplantae; Streptophyta; Magnoliopsida; Poales; Poaceae. The record is from the annotation of a GenBank genome assembly.